GGCAGUCGUUCAGCCGACAGCAUAACAAAUCCAAUGCUUGUUUCUUGACCGCGCGUAACCGUUUUCGGCCAAGGUCUGCUAGUGAACCGCGGUGUAGGAGAAGGUGGUGACACGCAAAAUAAGGGUAAUCCCCUUGAUUUAGUGAAUCAACUGGUUGGUUCGAACGGAUGGGUAUUUCUUUGUGAAUGGAAAUUACUGGUUACCGGUUCGGAUUCGGUAUAAUUACGCGUGAAAGUGAAAGACUUGUAGAACGCAGUGUAGUUGUGGUCAGUGAUAUAUAAUUGACAUAAUUGUCAAUAAGAGGAAAUAGAAUGAUGUGGCGAGGAAACUCGUUGAAUGUAAAGUGGUUUUGACAGUGACAUUGAUGUAAAAAGUUGAACAGCUGGGAAGGCCAGAGAAAGCAAAUUCAAAUUUAUAUACCUAUCAUCAUACGGAAAUCCAGCGCUGUGAUACUCACUCAACAAGUUUUGAUUGAGUUGGGAAAUGUUUUGAAAACAUUACCAUCAUUAAAAUGAGUACCAGCUAGCGAAGCGCUUAGGGCCCACUGAGAUUCACGCCGGAUUCUGCAAUCUGAAGUUUAAUAACGAAACAAGACAGCACAAUGAGUGGCAUUCAAAACGAAGCGUUUGACCAUGACGGGAAUGGCAUCCAGUUAUCACACCGCAAAAGUGGCACAAUUAUCAACACAGAGACUCCGGACAGCUUUCAUUCGGCAAUUUCACAACCCGCCGCCAACAAACCCGGUGAAACUAUGCUCAGUAAAAUACAGGACCAGCUGGAGCGCCACAGACCCCACAUACGGAUAGCGUGGCUGGUGGCACUUAAUGUGGCGGUUAUCAUUUUCUUCGGCUUCGCCACUAAUCACUAUCUCGAAAAAGAGAAAACAUGCCUCAAAAACUGUGGCAUGCAGUGGUGCGAUGGCUACGGAAUGCUGAUCCUGCUCCUGGGCUUCAUAUAUUGCGGACUGGUUUACUACAACAUAGUAAAACCCCUUCUAGGCAAACCAUUCAAACAAUCCAUCGUUAGACCGUUGCGGACAUCGGUGCGGCGAACCUUUGAGAGCUUAUAUUCCAAACUAGCCGCCAUCGGUGUGGUGCUUGUUGGCUUUGCCAUUUUCUGCUUCUUCGAGACGAGAGAUGAACCUGAACGAUUGAUGUCUCUAAUCGGAAUGGUCAUUUUGUUCCUUAUAUCGUUUCUUUGCUGUAAGCACCCCACAAAAAUCAACUACCGCCCGGUAGUCCUCGGCGUGAUAUUCCAAUUCCUCCUGGGACUGUUCUGCAUUCGCUGGGAGGUCGGGCGUAGUAUAUUCACCUGCUUCGGGGACAAAGUGGCAACAUUCCUCAACUAUUCCAAAGCGGGUGCAUCAUUCGUCUACGGUGACUUCAUCGUCAACCAAGAAGCGGUGUUUGGUUUCGCCGUGUUGUCUGUGAUAUAUUUCUUCAGCUUCUUUAUAUCUAUUCUGUACUAUCUGGGAGCGAUGCAGUGGGUGGUCAUGAAACUAGGGUGGAUACUGCAGACCAUUCUGGGAUCAACGGUUUGCGAGAGUGUGAUUGCCGCCGCGAACAUCUUUCUCGGUAUGAGUGAGUCUCCGCUGUUGAUUCGACCAUACAUCAAAGACCUGACUCUCUCAGAGAUUCAUAUGAUUAUGGCUUCCGGUUUUGCAACCGUCUCGGGAACGGUCCUGGCAGCCUACAUCUCAUUUGGAGCGGAACCGGCUCAUCUCAUCACUGCAAGUGUAAUGGCCGCUCCGGCUGCUAUCUGUUUUGCGAAGCUGAUCUACCCAGAAACAGAGGAGAGUAAGACGCGAUCCGACAACAUUCAAAUGGAGAAAUCGACCGAUUCAUCUCUUCUGGAUGCCGCUUCAAACGGCGCCAACACUGCCACCGCAUUGGUACUCGGAAUCAUUGCUAACCUUAUCGCUUUCGUGUCCUUCAUUGCAUUCCUGAAUGGUCUGCUUGAUUGGCUUGGAACUCUGGUUGGCCUGAAAAAUACCUCGCUGGAAGACAUUUUUGGAACCAUCUUCCGACCACUAGCAUUCGUGCUGGGCGUUCCCUGGGACGAAAGCUUCUACGUGGGAAAGCUCAUCGGAACGAAAACGAUCAUCAACGAAUUCGUCGCCUACCAACGGCUAGGGGAGUUCAUCAAGGCCGAGGUCAUAUCACCACGGUCUUCGGCCAUCGCUACUUACGCUAUCUGUGGAUUCGCAAAUCCCAGUUCAAUGGGCAUUAUGAUCGGCACGCUAAGUGCCAUGGUGCCAGAAAAGCGCGGUGCAAUUACAUCAGUUGCCUUCCGUGCCUUUAUCACCGGAUCCAUCGUGUGCUUUAUGACGGCCAGUAUAGGAGGUUUACUCAUGGACGCUAGUAUAUUCAACAAUAUGGGAGGAUCGAACGCCUUGAACACACUCAGCACGACUAUCGGUGGUUAGAUGUUAAGUCGAAACGAAAUUAUUGGAUUAAGCUUUAAUAAUUAACAACUAUACAGUAUUUUUAGAUUAUCGAUGUGUGAUUGCUCACUACUUAUGAUUACGAUCCCUUAUCAACGAUAAGUUAAUUAUGUAACAUAUCUGUAAAUAUGUUGAAUAAGAGCGCAGUAGCCGUUUAUUCGUACUUUCAUUAGUUCCCAAAACGAGAAUCAGUAUAAUUAAUAUAAUAUAGAAUUUUAGUCAUUACUGAAUUUGCUCGAUUCAAUAAGAACAUAUAGUAUCAAUAUCUCUAUACAAAUGAAUUCAACAAUAAAAAGUCAUAGGAGGGUUGUGUCCAAGACACGACCGCAUAGUUGAUGUAGAAUUCCGUUAGGCUAUCUGUUGAUUUUGGAUAUGUUUGAAGAAUUACAUCGUUAAACUCUUCGAUAAUGAUUAGGCCACCUAAUCAUUAUCGAAGAGUUGUACGAUGUAAUUCUGAAAAGGGCCGUUUUGUUUGGUUGUUGAGUAUUGUUUGGUCAUUCCACCAGUGUUUACCGAGUGAUGAUGACAGAAGGAUGGUGCGUAUCAGAUAAAAGAUAGCGAAGUGGAACGAGAUAUGAUGAAAACCGCCCUCUGUGAUCCUAGACAAGAUGCCUCCUGUGUUAUGUAUGGAUGAAAUAAAGAAAAAAAACUCACCAAUGUAAUACAAGAUAAUUACCAAUACCGAACACAAUCAUCAAUUUUUCUCAUCAGUAAAAACAUGUUACUUUAAUAUAGAGAAAACAUAUUUGAAAUGGAAAAGGUAAUUUUCUUAUAUAAUUCUUACUUUCUGAGUGUUUAUUCAACCCAAUGCGAAUUUUAAUUGGACUAACCACACCUAACACUAUAUGUAGAGCAAUCACUUUUCUAAUAUUUCUUCACUUUUCCAUUUUUCCAUACAAAUGAAAUACAAAUUUCAGAAUAACUCGAGAAUUAAUCAAGCAAACGAACCCAAAUUUGGCAUGUGGCAAUUGAAAAUUUUCGGAAAACUCUGAAGGGGAAGGGAAAAUUCAAUUCCCAUAUGUGCUAUAAUUACAUAGUGACAAGCGAUGUUAGUCCAUUUGCGCCAACGAAAUUGAUUUUUGUUCGAAAGUGGAAAUGGAUUUUAAAGUGAUAAAACGCACUCUUAUAUCUUCUUCUAUCUAUAUAAAUAAAAAUGGCCGAAUGUGUUGAGCAAAACUCGAAGAAGGAAUUAUCCGAUUUAGGGCUAUCUUCAUUCUAUCAUAUUUUCUGUAUCAAACAUUUAUUCGAUGUAGCAGAGAAAGAUGUUAUUUGCAAAUGAUUGAAAAAUCUUGAUCGAGAAUUGUGUCUGAAAAUAACCUAAUAUUAUAAUGACGAGUUUUGGUAGAAGUCCUAGGAAAUUUAUAUUAAAAGUUAAUUGUAAAGGGUCAAUUAGAAGAUGAAUCAAUGAACAGUUCUGCGAUUGGACCCAUGAUCGUAAGUAAGAAAACAUGAUUGU
Toxorhynchites rutilus septentrionalis is the source of this 3899-nucleotide messenger RNA. Its product is annotated as sodium/nucleoside cotransporter 1-like. Gene Ontology annotation, molecular function: nucleoside:sodium symporter activity. NCBI's taxonomy places the organism in Eukaryota, Metazoa, Arthropoda, Insecta, Diptera, Culicidae. Gene Ontology annotation, biological process: nucleoside transmembrane transport. Bases 602 to 2425 code for a protein of 607 amino acids. The record is from RefSeq and is a predicted model, not a curated record. Gene Ontology annotation, cellular component: membrane. The transcript is spliced from 9 exons.